Cicer arietinum (chickpea) is the source of this 358-nucleotide messenger RNA. RefSeq lists its product as uncharacterized. The record is from RefSeq and is a predicted model, not a curated record. Lineage: Eukaryota; Viridiplantae; Streptophyta; Magnoliopsida; Fabales; Fabaceae.
CAAUAAACUUAUGAAAAAAAUAGCUAGGUUAAAGCGACGAAUGAAAAUGGUGGUAAGGAGAGGAGGAGCACAAAUUAUGUGUCUUCAAGACCUGCUUGAUAAACUUCAAGCUCAAGAACGACGUCUGCGAACAUUGUGUCAGUUCCGACAAGCUAGGUUUCGAAGGAAACAAUUAAUUAAUUUAAGAAGACUCUCCACCUUCCCUGACAAUACUACAAAUAAUGAAGCUCAAGAUCGGCGUCUGCGAACAUUGUGUCAGUUCCGACAAGCUAGGUUUCGAAGGAAACAAUUAAUUAAUUUAAGAAGACUCUCCACCUUCCCUAACAAUACUACAAAUAAUGGUAUUUAGUUACUGUUA